UAGGGCUGGGCUAGCCAAGGUUGUUCCUCCCAAAGAAUGGAAGCCUCGAACCUCCUAUGAUGACAUCGACGAUCUGGUCAUCCCUGCACCCAUCCAGCAGCUGGUGACUGGCCAGUCCGGCCUCUUCACUCAGUACAAUAUACAGAAGAAAGCCAUGACUGUUCGUGAGUUCCGCAAGAUCGCCAAUAGUGACAAGUGCGUGGAGACGCUUUGGGGGGAUUUCAUUUCAUUCUGCUUUGGCUUUGAGACACGGUUUGGCUGUGGAGCCUAGGCCACCCUCAUCCUCCAAGCGCAACACUUACAGGCUCAGCAAGUAGAAAUACACACACACACACACACACACACACCCCAUCUUAACAUCUUGGCCUAGAAUUGCCUCUUUUAAAAAGUUUUUGCACUUUAAUUUUGUUUCACAGGUAGCUCUGGCUAGCCUGGAACUGGAUAUACAAACCAGUGUUGACCUCGAAGGGACCCUCGUGCCAGUACUUCUGAGCACUGGGAUUAGAGGUGUGCGCCACCACUUCCAGACAUUAUUUUAUUUAUAUCUAAGUAUGUGCAGGCGUAUGCGUGCCACACAUACAUGUAGCAGUCAGAGGACAGCUUUCAGAAAUGAGUUCCCUCAGAUCGUCAUGCUUGUCACGAGCCGUCUCUGGCCCUGGGACUGCUUCCUCGUAGUUGUCCAAGGGUGCCGAUGUCUUACUGAAGAAGGCUGACAGUCAGGCGUCCUUUCCCACUUCUGCUCUUUGUAUGGAAGGCUUUCUCCUCAGCGUUAUGCCACAGUCUAAACUUCUUUGCAUUGUGUUUUAAAUAUUUGAUUCAUUUAUUUUAAUUCAUUUAAUUAUUUUGGUUUUUCGAGACAAGGUUUCUCUGUGUAACUUUGGCUUAGAACAUUCUGUAUAACCAGGCCUGUUUCUGCCUCCUGAGUUCUGGGAUUAAGGUGUAUGCCGUUCCCAUCUUUGUCUUUUUCAAAACAGGCUCUUAUAGUAUCCUGGGCUAGCCUGUGGUUCAUUUAUAGCCAAGGAUGACGUCCUGACCCUUCGGCCAGUGCUGGAAUUAACAGGCUAAACCUAUCCGUGCUCUUUUUUCAAACAUUCAUUCAUUCAUUCAUUCAUUCAUUCAUUCACUGUGGGAGUAAGUGAGCAUGCAUGCCUUGGCCCUUGUGGAAAUUGAAAAAACAGCUCUGGGAGUCACUUCUCUCUGCCGUAAGGGUCCCAGGGAUCAAACUCAGGUCAUCAGACUUAGAGGUAGUUACUUUUACCCACCAAAGCUUCUUGCUAGCCUUACUACUACUACUACUACUACUGCUACUGCUACUACUACUGCUACUGCUACUGCUACUACUUCUUCUCUUUCUCCUCCUCCUCCUUCUCCUUCUCCUUCUUCUAAAUGUUUUAUUAUUAUUAUUAAUUAAUUUAUUUAUUUAUUAUUUGUUUGAAAGUGCCUGUGUGAGGAUGUUGUAUCCUGGAGUUACACAUAGUUGUGAGCUGCCCUGUGGUUACUGGGAUUUGAACCGUGGUCCUCUGGAAGAGCAGUCAGUGCUCUUAAUCACUGAGCCAUCUCUCCAACCCCAGCCAGCUCUUGCUCUUAUAUAAAGUGAUCCUGCUGUUUUCUCAUCACUGGCAGUUAUUUUUUUUCUUAAUUUUUAUUUUAGUGUGUAGGUGUUCCGUCUGCACGUCUGUCUGUCCACCAUGUGCUUGCCUUGUGCAUGUGGAGGUCAGAGGAUGUUGGAUCCCCUGGGACUGGAGUUACAGGUAGUAGUGAGUUUCUGUUGAGGUGCUGGGAAUUUGCCCCAGGCCCUCUGCGAGAACAGAUGCUCUUAAACCACUGACCCAUUCAUUUCUCAAGUACCAGUAGUUUUCUUUCAAAGGUUUAUUUUAUUUUGCCAGCAUAGUAACACACACCUUUAACAACGGGACAGACACAGGAAGAGCUCUGAGUUUGAGGUCACCCUGGUCUAUAUAGCAAGUUCAGGUCAGUCUGAACUAUGUGUCUCACCUGUCUUAAAACAGUGACCGUGUUUUUGUAUUGUGUCUGUAUCCAUGCUAGCAUGUAGGUACCCUCUAGGCGGGGAGGGGUGUCAGACACAUCCGGGGGUGCUGGAGAAUUGGGCAGUUGUGGGUGACCCAUGUGGGUGCUGGGCACUGAACUGAAGCCCUCAGCAAGGUCAGUCAGCCCUCUUAGAGCCGAGCCGUCUCUGCCUCAGAUGCAGUAAGGCUUUGUGUUCGUUUUUUUCUCAUUUUAUUUUUUUUUUUAAAUUAAAAUUUGUUGGUGUGAUGGUACCCAAGGCCUCCUGUAUAGACACAUAGUCUACAGCUCCAGCCCCAGCAGCCUGGUGCAUUUCUGACUAUGGAAAAUUGCAUAGUCGCAGAAGAGAAAGUUGGAGGUGAGGCAAAAGGAGCCGCUUGGGGAUAUAUCAAUCCCGCCUGCUCGUCGGUAAGCGUUUCUGCUCAUUUCCAUUCCCCUUCUGUCUGCCCUAGCGCAGCUAGCACUGUCUCACUGCUAUCGGGGCGCUCGGGAUGUGAAUGGGUAGUCACCACGCUGGUGACUGUUUGACAGCCCUCCCCACGCCAUCUUGCCUUGUUCUUUUCCCAGGGUCUCUGCUUGCUCUGUGGUUUGCAGCCAUUCUGUUCUUUGCUGGUCUUAAGAUUCAGCUCAUCUCGUCCACACCGCUGUGGACGAGGGAUUCUUGUUCCGUGCUUUGCGCUCUGCUCUCUUACGCAUUCUCUCUGAGUCUCCCCACUUCCCACUUUGUUCCUGAGUCCUGCUGGGUCACACAUUCUGGUCUUAGCCUGGCAGUUGGAGCGGCACCUCCAUGACAAGCCCUUGGGCAUGCUCAGUGUACUUUACUGUCACCUUCCCUCCCCAGUGUCUUCUGCCUUCUCUUGUUUCUUCUCGUUAUAGUAAUCGAGAUCUUACCGGGUGUGUUCAUAACUCUUAAAACACCUGCAGUGCUGGCCCGUGAGUGAAAUGUCUGGUGAAGUGUGCGGUGCUCUGGAUGAGAGUCUGAGCCGUCCUUCCUGGCUGCUCUCAGCCGUGCAGUGCGCCAAGCUUGUCUGCUUGCUUUUCCACAUGGGGCCUCCCAGGGCUUCAUCCUCUGUCAUUUGUCUUUUUGAGAAAACUUUCGUUAUCUGAGGUAUGUAUAUGCACUACGUGCAUAGCUGGUGCCUGCGGAGACCAGAAGAGGACAUCAGAACGCUUGGGACUUGAUCCACAGGCAGUGUGAGCCACCAUGUGGGUGCUGGGAAUCUGAUCCAGGUCCUUCCUCUAGGAGAGUAGCCAGUGCCCUUAAUUGUUGAGCCGUGUCUCCAGCCUCCUGUCUUCUCUGCUUGUGAGCACGUGUUAGUUUUCUUCCCUUUUUGUUUGUUUGUUUUGAGACAGGGUUUCUCUGUGUAGUCCUGGCUGUCUUGGAACUCACUGAGAUCCACUUGAUUCUGCCUCCCUAGUGUUGGGUUUAAAGGUGUGUGUCACCGCUGGCCCAGCUCACUUUUAUGUUAAAUCGCACAGAUUAGCCCCAUUCACCCUGGUAUACUUUUGUGAAUAUUACUUAACUACUUGUGUGUGUGUGUGUGUGUGUGUGUGUGUGUGUGUGUGUGUGUGUGUGUGUGUACGGCCUCAUGCAAGCCUUUACUAAAAUGGGCUCCAUUUCCACCCAGCGCCCUGAUACAGAAAAAGCUUUUUGGCCCCUAGCUUCUAUUGUUGCUAAGUAUUUUUCCUCAAAUACUGUUUUCACCCACUAAUUAUCUGUUCAGUGUGACUCUGAGAGGAUGCUGGGAAUGCAGCAUUGACAAGCGAGCUGCUUGGAGCAGUGUCCUUGCUGUGAGUAAUGGUGCUGUUUCUCCUCCAUGGCCUCUCCUCCUUACAUCCCGGAGGCCUUGGCCUCCUACAACACUCCAAGACCUGCGGGGUGCAGCAACCUCUCCAGAGAGAGAGGAGGGUACCACGUUCCUAAAGGGAGAGUAGGUUCAUAUCCAUGCCUGUGACCUUCCCCAGGCUUCCCGUUCCAGGCCUCCAGAGGGAGAAACUGUGUAUUAGAUCUGUCUGAAGUUCACUGUGACCCAGGUAACCCAGGCUGGCUUUGACUCCCAUGGUACUGUACUCCACGGUAUAGUGAAUUUGAAGAACUUGAGCGUAAAUACUGGAAAAACCUCACAUUCAAUCCUCCCAUCUAUGGAGCAGAUGUGAAUGGUACUCUCUAUGAACAGCACGUUGAUGAGUGGAACAUCGGCCGGCUGAAGACCAUCCUGGACCUGGUGGAGAAGGAGAGUGGGAUCACCAUCGAGGGCGUGAACACCCCCUACCUGUACUUUGGCAUGUGGAAGACGUCCUUUGCCUGGCACACGGAAGACAUGGAUCUGUACAGCAUCAACUACCUGCACUUUGGAGAGCCAAAGUCUUGGUACUCUGUUCCACCUGAGCAUGGGAAACGCCUGGAGCGGCUCGCCAAAGGCUUUUUCCCAGGAAGUGCUCAAAGCUGUGAGGCUUUUCUCCGCCACAAGAUGACCCUGAUCUCCCCAUUAAUGCUGAAGAAGUAUGGCAUUCCCUUUGACAAGGUGACCCAAGAAGCCGGGGAGUUUAUGAUCACUUUUCCAUAUGGGUACCAUGCUGGUUUCAACCAUGGCUUCAACUGUGCAGAGUCUACCAAUUUUGCUACCCGUCGGUGGAUUGAAUAUGGCAAGCAGGCUGUACUGUGUUCCUGCAGAAAAGAUAUGGUGAAGAUCUCUAUGGACGUGUUUGUCAGGAGGUUCCAGCCGGAACGCUACAAACUUUGGAAAGCUGGGAAAGACAGCACUGUUAUUGACCACACUCUGCCCACACCGGAAGCAGCUGAGUUUCUGAAGGACAGUGGACUAACCCCAAGAGCUGGGAAUGAGGAGUGCCCAGAGGAGGACUCGGAAGCGGCGGAGCAGGGAGAGGAGGGGGAUGUGAAGAGAAGCCUGGCUAAGCACCGAAUAGGGACAAAGAGACACCGAGUCUGUCUGGAAAUACCACAGGAGGUCAGUCAGAGCGAGCUCUUCCCCAAGGAAGAGCUGAGUUCUGGACAGUAUGAGAUGACAGAGUGCCAGGCCACCCUCGCCCCAGUGAGGCCCACCCACAGCUCCGUGCGGCAAGUUGAGGACAGCCUUCCCUUCCCAGAUUACUCCGACCCCACUGAGGUCAAAUUCGAAGAGCUGAAGAACGUCAAACUAGAAGAGGAGGAUGAGGAUGAGGAGCCGGAAGCAGCUGCACUGGACCUUUCUGUGAAUCCCGAGUCUGUAGAAGGACGCCUCGUCUUCUCGGGCUCCAAAAAGAAAGCCUCCUCCAGCCUAGGCUCCAGUUCCUCUCAGGAUUCAGUUUCUUCAGAUUCCGAAACCACCGAGUCUGUCUCUUGCCAGGGCCAAGAGAAAACAGUUCUCACGGUGCACAGCUACUCCAGAGGAGAUGGCAAGGCUGCCCCAGGCGAGCCGAGUGUGAAGAGGCAGCGCAGCGCCCCCCGCAGCAUCAGCGAGCAGGAGCUGGCAGAGGUUGCAGAUGAGUACAUGCUCUCCCUGGAGGAGAAUAAGAAGACCAAGGGUCGCCGCCAGCCCUUGAGCAAGCUCCCACGCCAUCACCCGCUGGUGUUGCAGGAGUGCGGCAGCGAUGACGAGACUUCUGAACAGCUGACACCCGAGGAAGAGGCUGAGGAGACCGAGGCUUGGGCUAAGCCUCUGAGCCAGCUGUGGCAGAACCGACCUCCAAACUUUGAGGCUGAAAAGGAAUUCAAUGAGCUCAUGGCCCAGCAGGCCCCUCACUGUGCUGUGUGUAUGAUCUUCCAGACCUACCAUCAGGUGGAAUUUGGAGGCUUCAGUCAGAGCUGUGGGAAUGCUUCAGAACCAGCUGCCCAACCUCAGAGGACUAAGCCAUUGAUCCCCGAAAUGUGCUUUACCACAACUGGCUGCAGCACAGACAUCAAUCUGUCCACCCCUUACCUAGAGGAGGAUGGCACCAGCAUGCUGGUGUCUUGUAAGAAGUGCAGUGUCCGGGUCCACGCCAGUUGCUAUGGCGUCCCCCCUGCAAAGGCUUCUGAAGAAUGGAUGUGCUCUCGAUGUUCAGCCAAUGCCCUGGAGGAAGACUGCUGUUUAUGCUCACUGCGUGGAGGGGCCCUGCAGAGAGCAAACGACGACAGAUGGGUUCAUGUUUCAUGUGCUGUGGCAAUUCUAGAAGCAAGGUUUGUCAACAUUGCUGAAAGAAGUCCAGUGGAUGUGAGCAAAAUCCCUCUGCCCCGCUUCAAACUGAAGUGUGUCUUUUGUAAGAAGCGAAGAAAACGGAAUGCUGGCUGUUGUGUGCAGUGCUCUCACGGCCGCUGCCCCACUGCCUUCCAUGUGAGCUGUGCCCAGGCUGCCGGGGUGAUGAUGCAACCCGAUGACUGGCCUUUUGUUGUCUUCAUCACGUGCUUCCGCCACAAGAUUCCCAAUUUGGAGCGAGCUAAGGGAGCCUUGCUGAGCAUCACGGCCGGCCAGAAGGUCAUCAGCAAGCACAAGAACGGCCGCUUCUACCAGUGCGAGGUGGUCAGACUCACCACCGAAACCUUCUACGAAGUCAACUUUGAUGACGGCUCCUUCAGCGACAACCUUUAUCCUGAGGACAUAGUGAGUCAGGACUGUCUCCAACUGGGGCCUCCUGCUGAAGGCGAAGUGGUUCAAGUCAGAUGGACAGAUGGUCAAGUCUAUGGGGCUAAGUUUGUGGCCUCCCACCCCAUCCAGAUGUACCAGGUGGAGUUCGAGGAUGGCUCGCAGCUGGUGGUUAAGAGAGAUGAUGUAUACACACUGGAUGAAGAGCUUCCCAAGAGAGUCAAGUCUAGACUGUCAGUAGCUUCAGACAUGCGGUUCAAUGAGAUUUUCACAGAGAAGGAAGUAAAGCAAGAAAAGAAAAGGCAACGGGUCAUCAACUCAAGGUACCGGGAGGAUUACAUCGAGCCAGCACUGUAUCGGGCCAUCAUGGAGUAGACGUUUCCCGGGUCUGAGAGGUCCCAGCCAUCAAGGCGAGAACACUCUCGGGUUCCACAGCACAGCAGACACUUGGAACUCAGAAGUCUUAGAAAGAGAAGCUGUACAAAGAAAAGGAAUGACAUGUCUGACCCAUCACCUUCUCACUCCUCCUUCAAUGAAUUCUGCCGUGAAAAGACAAGCCGGGCGCUUGGCAGCAGCUGACGCUGACACUGGGAUGCUGUGACUCCAUCAGCGCCCAGUCCAAACCGGUCAGCUGUUCCUGCUGGGCGGAUUGUUGUUUCUUAGCCUAGGACUAGCUUCCUACCACCCACCUGCACCAGCAAGGCAGAGAGGUGCUGGUGCUCAACCCAAUCCCCUUUUGUAUUUAUGUAUGAGUGUGUGAGUGCACGCAUGUACAGGUGUGUACCUGUGUGAGAGCGCUCGAGUGUGCACCUGUGUGCUUGAGAAUGUGUGGGUGUGCAAGCACGUGUGUGUGUGUGUGCGCGAGUGCCUGUGUGCAUGAGUGCAUGAGUGUGUGUGUGGGAGUGUGCUUGAUCUGGACUAGCUUCAGCCAGCCCCUGGGCUUCACUUUCUCCUUUGCCUCUGCAGGGCAAACAAAAUGUGAAAUUCUGCCCUCAGCUAAGCUGAGUAAGGGCCCUGGGGGAUGGCUAGAGGUUGGUUGCCAUCUGUCCCUUCCUGGACCGAUUUCAAGAGAGUGCUGGCAAAGCUGCAGUAUUGGGAUGCUAAGGAGCUGACUGCCACCUCUGUCCACCCUUGGAGUAGAACUCAGAGGUUCUGUACUAUGAGCCCACAAACUUCAGGCACGGAAGCCCCUGUGGCAGUGUUAGAGGGUGUGGGUGGGGCCUACCUUGAAGGGAGAAUUUUAAUGAUGGAAACAGGCAGAGCCUGGUGGGUAAUUUUUGUGCAGGGGAAAAAAUUGCAGUUAUGCAGGGGCUAUCUGUGGGUUAGGAUGAACUGGGGCCACUGGAGGCCAAGGGCAGGUGUAGCCACGCCCUUGGUCAGGGGUGGGGUGGGGCUGAUUGAGGGUGGGGGGGUGGGACUGGAGGGCAACAUUGAAGGGGUUAAACAGGUUUUUGCUCCUCUUGAAUUUGUUUGCCUGGGCCCAAUAUUGGAGGGCUUCAUACCUUGCUCUGUAUACAGGAGUCAGAUUUAUAAUACUUCCCCUUUUUUGUUACGUAUGAACUCUAUAAACCAAAUUAUUUUGAAAA
This is a messenger RNA of Rattus norvegicus (Norway rat), 8173 nucleotides long. It is a transcript of the gene Kdm4a, whose product is annotated as lysine demethylase 4A. Lineage: Eukaryota; Metazoa; Chordata; Mammalia; Rodentia; Muridae. The record is from RefSeq and is a predicted model, not a curated record. Gene Ontology annotation, cellular component: nucleus; pericentric heterochromatin. Gene Ontology annotation, molecular function: histone H3K9 demethylase activity; histone H3K9me2/H3K9me3 demethylase activity; metal ion binding. Gene Ontology annotation, biological process: DNA-templated transcription; regulation of DNA-templated transcription.